AUGAAGUUCACUUUCAUCAGCUCCGCCCUCUUCUUGGCCACCGCGACCCUGGCAUCUCCCGGCGGAGAGUCUAUCGCCAACGCCAUGAGCACCAGCAGUGCCGCGGCCGUGUCAACCUUGACCGACGAUGCAGCCUCUGUCAGCUCCCACGAGGCAAGCAAGGCUUCCGAGGCCGCUAGCAAAGUUUCCACCAGCGUCUCUAGCCAAGACAAUCUCACUUUGUCCGGCACCGUCAACCCAACCACCUCUACCCAGUCUACCAGCACGACUAGUUCGACCUCCAGUGGUUCUAGCGAGACCACCUCCACCACUGCUUCCUCCACUAUCAACGGCGCUUUCGCUCGUCCUACCGCCAUCGGUGGUGCUGCUGCUGGUAUGGCCGGCGUCCUUGGAGUUUUUGUUGCCCUGUAA
Molecule: messenger RNA, 411 nt
Organism: Penicillium concentricum
Lineage: Eukaryota; Fungi; Ascomycota; Eurotiomycetes; Eurotiales; Aspergillaceae
Exons: 1
Coding region: 1-411 (136 amino acids)
Source: RefSeq, a predicted model, not a curated record